Messenger RNA from Oppia nitens, 1734 nucleotides. RefSeq names its product neprilysin-2-like. Gene Ontology annotation, biological process: protein processing. Lineage: Eukaryota; Metazoa; Arthropoda; Arachnida; Sarcoptiformes; Oppiidae. Gene Ontology annotation, cellular component: plasma membrane. The record is from RefSeq and is a predicted model, not a curated record. The transcript is spliced from 13 exons. The coding region runs from base 64 to 1734 and encodes 556 amino acids. Gene Ontology annotation, molecular function: metalloendopeptidase activity.
UUAAAAAUAUGUUUUACAGUAUAAUUGUGUUGGAUUUAUAACAAUAAUAAAUUAUAUGAUUUAAUGGCGGCGUUGACCAAUAGUAGACCGGAUUUGUCAAUUGAUUUGGUUUUACAAACGGAUGACAACUGUGUUGCAGACUGUGAGUGCUUUUGGUGGCGAAUGAGGACACGGAUGGAGAAGACAUUGCUAUGCGGUUGGGCUAUCAUUUCAGUCGUAUUCUUUGCCUUAUGUAUUGCCAUUAUUGCACUCAUAUCCACACAAAACUAUUUUAACAAAACUUCUGUUUGUUUAUCUGACUCAUGUAUUCAUUCUGCUUCUCGUAUAAUACAAUGGAUGGAUGAAUCGGUGUCUCCGUGCGACCAUUUCUACCGAUUUGCGUGCGGCAAAUGGUAUGACUCUACUGUCAUCCCCGACAACAGUAACUCUGUUUCCAGUUUUACUCAACUCACAGAUGUUAUUAAUAUUGAACUGAAAGAUCUAUUAUCUCAAUCUAUAUUAUCAAGCGAUUCAAAAAUUAUCAAAAACAUGAAAAUAUUUUAUAAUUCUUGUAUGAAUUUAACUGCUGUUAAUAAUAAAAGUUUGGAUACAUUAAUGAAUUAUAUUAAAGAGUUGGGCGGUUGGCCUGUACUGGAGGGUAACCAUUGGAAAGAAACUAAUUUUAAUUUUAUUAACACAACUCUAAAACUGAAAAAUUUUGGUUUUAAUCCUAAUUUGAUUUUUCAAUUAAGAGUUGCUCCUAAUGUUGUAUACAAUGGCGAACACAUGAUUUAUAUUACAGAACUAAAAUUUAGUCCAUUAGCUAAAAAUGAGUUAUUAAAUGUAAAAAGUCGUAAAAUGAAAGCUUAUUUAGACUUUAUUGUCGAUAUCGCUGUACUAUUAGGAGCUGAUGAGGACAAGGCUUACGACGAAUUAGAAAAAGUCAUUCAAUUGGAGUCGUUAUUAGCAAAAGUCAUUGAAAUGUAUGAAAAUAUUAGGUUUACAUUAAAACAAAAGUUUCAGGAAAUUGAUUGGAUGGACAUUGAGACCAAAUCGAGUGCAUUAUUUAAAAUUGAUUACAUUAACCAUUUUAUUGCUUAUAAUAAUGAGAUACUCAAUGAUAAACAAAUUGAAGACAUGAAUCAAAUGUUAGAAGAUCUCGAAAGCAAUAAUUUAUUAGAAAAUCUGCUUAAACUACAAAAGAUGAACUUAAAUAAUGAAUACUCUAAGCUAUAUAAAUCAAACUAUCGUAACGAUUGGCAAAAAAUGGUGACACCAGUUAGUGUUAAUGCUUAUUAUUCACCGUUUAUUAAUGCCAUCAGAAUUCCCAUUUGGAUAAUUAAAGGAAUAUUUUUUGAACCAAAUCGACCAAAUUAUCUUAACUAUGGAGCUCUCGGUUGGAUUUUGGGUCACGAAUUAAUUCACGAGUUUGACACCUUUGGCGGUCAGUUUGAUAAAUCUGGUAAUUUGAGAGACUGGUGGGACCAUCAAACCAAACUCGACUUUAAUAAAAGAGCCCAAUGUUUUGUCAAUCAAUACAAACAAUUUAAUUUAAGUAAAUCCACAUUAUCUGAAGAUAUUGCUGAUAAUGGAGGCAUCGAUACGGCAUUUAAAAGUUAUCAAUACUUUGUCAAACGUAAUGGCGAAGAGUUACCACUGCCUGGACUUAACUAUACAUCCGAACAAUUAUUUUGGAUCAGUGCUGCAAAUCAAAUGAACAGUUCAUUGCUACUCAUAGGACAAGAAAAAAGUUGA